GCGUGCGAUCCCCCUCCUCCCGACGGUUCCUUAUCGCUCCCGACCUUCGUUCCCUUAUUCCCACUGCAAGCCCUUCCCUCCUCUCCACUCCUCUUCUUCCACCCACGUAAGGUGUAACGAGACAAGCAUAUCAGUUAUACGGGAGAAAAGAACACUCGCUUUCUCUUCUCAACUUGUUUGGAACGAGUCGCCGAUCGACAGCAAAGUAUAUGACGUUCAGAACUAUAUGCGAACAAAAAGAGGAGGGAGGCUGUAACGCCAAGCGAAAGAAAGAAUCUAUUGUCAUGAGAAUAUCAUCUUCCGCGAAGCGAAACUAAUCAUCGUAUUCUCCUCCAACCAUCGCUGCUCAUCCACUCUGCCCGCCCGCCUCCCGCCUAAUUAAUUGUCUUGCUUUACCCCUCCAAAAGAAACAGAGAAAAGAACGUUUUAAGUAAUGGAGGCGGCGUGCGCCUCUUCCUCCGCUGCCUCCCUCCUCACACGCCACACGUUACGCCCGUCCUCCGCCCACCGCCACCCACUCGCCGUCGCGGUCGCCGCCACCCAUCUCUAUCCCUCCCCCACCGUUGACGGAUUCAAGGCCUCCUCUCUAAUUGACCUCCGCCGCUGCCGUACCACCUCCCUCCCCCUCCUCUUGCCCUCUUCCCAGCGAUGCCACCAGCGCCGGCCGCCGAGGAAGGCAAUCUCGGCGGUAUUCGAGCGGUUCACGGAGCGCGCCAUCAAGGCCGUCAUCUUCUCCCAGCGGGAGGCGCGGGCACUCGGUCAGGAGAUGGUCUUCAACCAGCACCUCCUCCUCGGCCUCGUCGCCGAGGACCGCGGCCCUGGUGGGUUCCUCGGAUCCGGAAUCACCAUCGACCGCGCCAGGAAAGCCGUCCGCACCAUCUGGACCGAGGCGGCCGCCGCUGAUCCGACGCGGAUGCGGCCCCCCUCCUCCGGGUUGGCCACCGACGUGCCCUUUUCCAUCAGCAGCAAGCGGGUGUUCGAGGCCGCGGUCGAGUGCUCCAGGAACAUGGGCUCCAAUUUUAUCGGUCCCGAGCACAUAGCCAUCGGUCUCUUCAACGCCGAUGACGGCAGCGCUGCACAGGUGCUCAGAAGCUUGGGAGCAGAUCCCAGUCGCUUAGCGUUGGUGGCACUUUCUAGACUCCAAGGGGAGCUUGCCAAGGAUGGUAGAGAACCAUUGGCAUCAUCUGGCAAGAUACAAAAGAAAUCUCCUGCUGGAAAGCCUGUGAGUUUGAAGUACCCAGAGAAAACAAAAGAGAAAAGUCUGUUAACUCAAUUCUGUGUGGAUCUGACUGCUCGGGCUAGUGAAGGGCUCAUUGAUCCAGUAAUUGGCCGAGAUACAGAGAUUCAAAGGAUUAUUCAGAUCCUAUGCCGAAGAAGAAAGAACAACCCAAUUCUUUUGGGGGAUGCUGGUGUUGGAAAAACUGCAAUUGCUGAAGGAUUGGCUCUUCGUAUUGUUAAAAGAGAGAUUACUUCUUUUCUUGCGGCAAAACACAUAUUGUCACUAGAUGUGGGCUUAUUGAUGGCCGGUGCUAAAGAGAGGGGAGAAUUGGAAUCCCGGGUUACUGGUUUGAUUCGUGAAGUGCGAAAAUCAGGUGACAUUAUACUCUUUAUUGAUGAGGUUCAUACACUUAUUGGUUCUGGGAUUGUUGGGAGAGGAAACAAGGGUUCUGGUCUGGAUAUUGCUAAUUUGUUGAAGCCUUCCCUUGGUAGAGGUGAAUUGCAGUGCAUUGCAUCCACAACUUUAGACGAACAUAAGACACACUUUGAAAAGGAUAAAGCUUUAGCUCGCCGAUUCCAGCCAGUGUUUAUAAAUGAACCUAGCCAGGAGGAUGCUGUGAAGAUCUUAUUGGGUUUGCGUGAGAAAUAUGAGACUUAUCACAAGUGCAGAUUCACUUUGGAAGCCAUAAAUGCUGCAGUGUAUCUUUCAGCUAGAUAUAUUCCAGACAGACAUCUUCCUGAUAAAGCAAUUGAUCUGAUAGAUGAAGCCGGUAGUAGAGCUCGCAUGGAUGCAUUCAAGAGGAAGAAGGAGGAGCAGAUUUCUGUGCUCUCGAAGUCACCAGAAGAAUACUGGCAAGAGAUUAGGGCUGUCCAGGCAAUGCAUGAAAUGGUAUUGACAAAUAAGCUGAAUUAUUCUACGGAUCUUAGAGUCACAGAUGAAUCGAAAAUUAUGGGUGAUGUGAAGGAUGCUUCAGAGUCUUCUAUUUCCUCUUCGCUAAAUUAUGAUGAACAGAUUACCGUUGGACCAGAGGAAAUAGCCACAGUUGCUUCUCUCUGGUCAGGAAUCCCAGUUAAGCGGCUCAAUGCUGAUGAAAGAAAGCUUCUAGUUGGCUUGGAUGAAGAACUUAAAAGGAGGGUAAUCGGCCAGGAUGAUGCUGUUAGUGCCAUUUCUAGAGCUGUUAAGCGGUCACGUGUCGGCCUAAGUGAUCCUGGCAGACCUAUUGCUGCAUUGCUCUUCUGUGGCCCAACUGGAGUCGGUAAAACCGAGCUGACAAAAGCUUUAGCGGCAUCCUACUUUGGAUCGGAGGAAGCCAUACUCCGCUUGGAUAUGAGCGAAUACAUGGAGCGGCAUUCUGUGAGCAAGCUAAUAGGAUCUCCGCCUGGAUACAUUGGGUAUGGAGAUGGUGGUACCUUGACUGAAGCAGUCAGGAGAAGACCUUUCACAGUAAUAUUGCUUGAUGAAAUAGAGAAAGCUCACCCUGUUAUAUUUAAUAUCCUUCUCCAAGUGUUUGAAGAUGGUCACCUGACUGACUCUCAGGGUCGGAGAGUUUCAUUCAAGAAUACAUUGGUUGUCAUGACAUCCAAUGUCGGGUCAGAAGCAAUUUCCAAGGGCAAACGGAGCAUCGGUUUUUUGAUUUCAAAAGACGAGCAGUCUAACUCAUUUGCUGCAAUGAAAGCGUUAGUGAUGGAAGAGUUAAAGGCGUAUUUCCAGCCUGAGCUACUUAAUAGAAUUGAUGAGGUCAUUGUCUUCCGCUCUCUUGAGCGAACUCAGAUGAUGGAGAUUCUCGAUAUAAUGCUGAAACAAGUGAAGAGUAGGCUUUUGUCUCUCGGAUUUGGUCUACAAGUAUCUGAUGCCAUCAAGGAUUUGGUGUGUCAACAAGGUUUUGACAGAAGCUACGGCGCAAGGCCUUUGAGAAGGGCUGUCACUCGGCUCGUCGAGGAUGUGAUUAGUGAGGCAAUUCUUACGGGAGAUUACAAGCCUGAAGACACUCUUAUGCUUGAUGUUGAUGCAUCGGGAAAUCCCAUCGUGAAUCGGAUACCCGAUCAGACCAUCCACCUGUCAGAUAUCUCCUCACCAUUCCAGUGAUUUUGUAAAUGCCAUAUAAUUCUAUUCCUUCACCCAUAUAAUUAAUAAUUAUUUUUUUUGUGUAAAUACCAUUUGCAACCUGUAUAUAUGUAUAUAGCAAU
Musa acuminata AAA Group (dessert banana) is the source of this 3405-nucleotide messenger RNA. RefSeq names its product chaperone protein ClpD2, chloroplastic. The coding region runs from base 434 to 3304 and encodes 956 amino acids. Gene Ontology annotation, molecular function: ATP binding; ATP hydrolysis activity. The record is from RefSeq and is a predicted model, not a curated record. Gene Ontology annotation, cellular component: cytoplasm. Gene Ontology annotation, biological process: cellular response to heat. NCBI's taxonomy places the organism in Eukaryota, Viridiplantae, Streptophyta, Magnoliopsida, Zingiberales, Musaceae. The transcript has 12 exons.